CAGCAAAGUGAUUUGUGAUUUUUAACAUCUAUCUGAUGUAUUUAGAUGUCUCCUCGUCUAUAAAGCGAAAACUCAGUAGGAAAGAAUUUGAGUAGAAGCAGAUCGCGGAGGAAAGUUUUGCUCUUCCACCUCUUUUUAAGACGUCGUACCCAUGGGGAAGCUGGGAUGACGAGAUGCUAAGAUGGAUUCGAAAACCCGUCUCGGCUAAGAAUGGUGUUUGUUUCUUCCUGUCUGCAAGUUACAAGUUUCAGGCGUUGUCGGAAGAGUAUCAUGGGGGUCUUGUUGGCAAAGCCUAUGGCGUUGUAGUUCGUCCUUCAGGGUAUUGUCCUCCAAGCCGACCCUGUACGGCAUCCCUCCUCUUGAACUGAGCUUUUUUUUUCCAUCAUCGGAGUUUCCAGGCACGAACUGUUUGGUCCUGACAUUGAACUUUCACGGCGCCAAUGCCUUGUCCCAAGUCGUUGUCUCAUGGCUCAUGACAAUCAUCAUAUCCGAAUCAAAUCCUCA
Messenger RNA from Neurospora tetrasperma FGSC 2508, 504 nucleotides. RefSeq lists its product as uncharacterized. NCBI's taxonomy places the organism in Eukaryota, Fungi, Ascomycota, Sordariomycetes, Sordariales, Sordariaceae. Bases 174 to 368 code for a protein of 64 amino acids. The transcript has a single exon. The record is from RefSeq and is a predicted model, not a curated record.